AUGGCCAAGAAGACAACACAUCCAAGUCACAAUAAUGACCAAGCAAACCCCAAAUCGCCCUCUCCACAACCUCCUCCGAUCGCAGAUCUCUCCGAAGAUGACCCCGACUCGACAUACCGCGCCAAAGCAAACGUGCUCAACCGUGCGAUCCAAGAAAUAGGCAUGGGCCGAUACCAAUGGCAGCUCUUCGUGGUAAUCGGAUUCGGCUGGGCAAGCGAUAAUCUCUGGCCCAUAAUAACAUCUCUAAUCCUCACGCCCCUCUCCUACGAAUUCGCCGUCACAAAACCGCCACUCCUCACCCUCGCCCAAAACAUCGGCCUCCUCCUCGGCGCCGUAUUCUGGGGCUUCGGCUGCGACAUAUUUGGGCGGCGCUGGGCUUUCAAUCUCACCAUCGGCAUUACCGCAGUAUUCGGGCUCGUCGCGGCUGGAUCGCCGAAUUUCGGCGCGGCUUGUACAUUCGCUGCGUUGUGGUCGCUUGGGGUUGGGGGCAAUUUACCGGUUGAUUCGGCGAUUUUCUUGGAAUUUUUGCCCGGGUCGCAUCAGUUUUUGUUGACUGUUUUGUCGGUUGAUUGGGCCUUUGCGCAGCUUUUGGCGAAUUUGGUUGCUUGGCCUUUGAUUGGGAAAAUGACUUGUGCGGAGGUGGAGGGGUGCACCAAGAGUGAGAAUAUGGGGUGGAGAUAUUUCCUCAUUGCGAUGGGGGGGUUUGGCUAUGAUUAUUCGCCGAAGUACUUGAUGGGUAAGGGGAAGAAUGAUCAAGCGGUGCAUGUCGUGCAUGAGGUCGCGCGCCGUAAUGGCAAGACCUCGUCAUUAUCACAGGCUGAAUUGGAUGGUCUAGACGAAGGUGAAGCGCAGAGUCACAGCGCGACAAGAGUUGUUCGACAGAGGCUGGAAAAGCUGAAGUUCAAUCAUAUUCGCGCGCUCUUUGACACACCCAAACGUGCGCUCUCAACCACUUUGAUUGUGCUUGUCUGGGCCUUUAUUGGUCUCGGAUUCCCUCUGUACAAUGCCUUCCUCCCAUUUAUCCAACAAUCUCGUGGGGCAGAAUUCGGCGACGGCUCCGUUUACAUCACAUACCGGAACUCCCUGAUUGUUUCAACGAUGGGUAUCCCUGGCUGUCUGCUAGGAGGGCUUCUCGUGGAACUCCCCAAUUUCGGAAGAAAGGGCGCACUGUCAGUUUCAACGGGUCUCACAGGCGCUUUUCUUCUCGCGUCAACAACAGCAAAAACAUCGAACGCUUUGCUGGGGUGGAACUGCGCAUUCACCUUCAUGAGCAGUCUCAUGUAUGCUGUGCUGUACGCGUAUACUCCAGAGAUAUUCCUGACAAAAGAUCGCGGCACAGGAAAUGCCCUGACAGCAUCUGCGAAUCGUAUUUUCGGCAUUAUGGCUCCUAUCAUUGCCAUGUUUGCUAACCUUGAGACCGCUGCUCCGGUCUAUGUCAGUGGUGCGUUGUUCAUAGCGGCCGGUAUUCUGGUCGUGUUCAUGCCUUACGAGUCACAAGGGAAAGCGAGUCUUUAA
Messenger RNA from Penicillium manginii, 1515 nucleotides. Its product is annotated as putative sugar transporter. Lineage: Eukaryota; Fungi; Ascomycota; Eurotiomycetes; Eurotiales; Aspergillaceae. Gene Ontology annotation, biological process: transmembrane transport. The record is from RefSeq and is a predicted model, not a curated record. Gene Ontology annotation, molecular function: transmembrane transporter activity. The coding region runs from base 1 to 1515 and encodes 504 amino acids. The transcript has 2 exons. Gene Ontology annotation, cellular component: membrane.